Asparagus officinalis (garden asparagus) is the source of this 816-nucleotide messenger RNA. Its product is annotated as probable transcription factor KAN3. The transcript is spliced from 4 exons. Gene Ontology annotation, molecular function: DNA binding; DNA-binding transcription factor activity. The record is from RefSeq and is a predicted model, not a curated record. Lineage: Eukaryota; Viridiplantae; Streptophyta; Magnoliopsida; Asparagales; Asparagaceae. Bases 59 to 604 code for a protein of 181 amino acids.
UUUCCUAUUAUUUGUUGGAGGAGAGAAGUCACAAGAACUAGAAAACAAGAAGAAAACAAUGAGUGAAAGAAGAGGGGUGAGAAAGUACAAUAGAUCAGAGGAGCCAAGGCUACGGUGGACCGAGGAGCUGCACCACCGGUUCGUGGAGGCCGUCCGAUGCCUUGGAGGAGGAAGAAAAGCUACACCGAAGCGUAUUCUAGAGCUGAUGAAUGUUAAGGAAUUAAGCAUAUCUCACAUCAAAAGCCAUCUGCAGAUGUACAGAAGCAUGAGCAAUAACCCCGCAAACUUUCAUUUAUUUCUAUCAGCUAAAGACCUAAAGAAGCACAAGAACUUGCAACCAAGCACUUUUGGCAAUAGCGGAGCUUGCACGUCUCAAAGUUACUGCAAAAAUCCACAACUCAGCAUGAUCAGGUUCCAUUCAGAGGAAGGAAAAAGAGAAAUACAAGAAAGAGCUGUUUGUGAUCUUACGCUAUGUUCUUCUAACUACCAAGAGACCAGUGAUUGGGGUUCCAGUAUCGAGUUUGACACGUUCGAGGAAUCAAGUGGGUGUGAAGACAAAGUUGACAGUAGAAAAGUUAAUCUGGAUCUUACCAUUUCUAUCUAGCUAGUAGAUCAUGUCCACUGCAUUACUGCUUGAGUAUUCUAGGAAUCAUUGUAUUGAUCAGUUUGCAUAUAUGUCAGAAAAAUACAGUGCCUGUGAAGGCCAAUUAAGAUAGAAGUGAGCCUAGACCUGACCAUGUCUUCUGUGUGUAAAUGGAUAUCAUAUUAUCACUGUCUUAUGUAUUGUACUUUGAAGUUCAGCCUAAAACAUUUGUU